Messenger RNA from Microplitis mediator, 591 nucleotides. RefSeq lists its product as uncharacterized. Bases 1 to 591 code for a protein of 196 amino acids. The transcript has a single exon. NCBI's taxonomy places the organism in Eukaryota, Metazoa, Arthropoda, Insecta, Hymenoptera, Braconidae. The record is from RefSeq and is a predicted model, not a curated record.
AUGAUCAUCAACCCGCAAACACUCACGCCUUUCAGCCAGCUCAAAGAAGCGCUGAUCAAGUGUUUUUCCGCGUCUGAAUCAGCCAAACCGCGCCAGCUCUUAGACGGUGAGGCAAUAGGUGAUCGCUCACCUUCACAAUUCCUACGACAUCUAAAAUCGCUAGCUCCAACGAUUGAUGAAGCUGUACUCAGGACCAGAUGGAUGUCGGAUCUGCCAAAGAAGACGCAAGAGCUACUCGCCGUGUCUCCAGAUACUGCGACAAUCGACGACCUGGCCAAAACAGCAGACAAAAUUCAUGAGAUGUUCCCUGUGUCUCACAACGCCGCCGCAGCAGUGUCCACACCAUCGAAUACCCAGAUCUCAGCGCUCGAAAAACAGAUCUCCGAGCUAACUAAAUGCGUCACCGCUCUAUCAGCUCAGAGCAGACAGAGAGGACUUUUGACAUCUCGAAAACCCCGAAAUAGGUCCCAGUCCAAAGGACGAGGCAAACUUAAAGACGGCAUCUGUUAUUACCACAUAAAAUUCGGCAAACAGGCUUACAAGUGCGCCGACGGAUGCAAGUUCGCGGGAAACGCAAACGGGAGUCCCUAG